GACAGAGGCGGGUGGAAGCAAGUUGAGAGAAAGUGCAUUCCCCAGGAAGGGAGCUGGACAGUCCUCAACUCCGUGCUAAGUAAAGGACAGCCAGCCUCGCCACUUGCUUUUGCCUAAAAUAACACCCCUCAAGCCCCAGGAGAUCCGUUUGCAGUUGAACUGAUUUUCCAGUUGGAGUUUUUCCUCAUGGUUCUACCUUAAGAACCACCUGUGGAUACCCGAGAGCAUUUUGAGACCUCCCAGGCCCGUGAUCUGACGAAUAGUGCUCUGCAUUCAGAGCCACCUGAGAUGCAGUGGUGCCGGGGUGGGAUAACAAAGAGAACUGUAGCUUUGCUGGGCAGGAACUCUCUGCUGAAGUGUGCUUAGCACAGCUGGAACUUCUCAUCACAGCUGUAAAAGAAACAAUUAAAAAUAACAUUUGUGCUCAUCAGCAGUGCCCCACUGGCUUCCCCCAGCACUAAUACUUGCACUCAGCUGCCUUGGAUAGGGCCAUUUGUCAAACCCCAUUCCUCUUCUGAGCCUGUUGUUCAUAAUGGGGCUGUCAUCAAUGUAACAGAUGAGGAAGAUCCUUCCGUUACUUCUGGCACAAACUAUGGUGUUUUUUCACUGUUCUCUCAAAGGCAGCAUGGACAUCAAGGAGUAUUUUGCCAGAAUUUCUUAUGGAGGCUCCUAUGAAAAACCAGACCUGGAAACCUUGACGGAAAUAUUCCAGCACCACAUCCAAGCAGUUCCUUUUGAGAAUCUCAGCAUUCACUGUGGGGAAACCAUUGAGCUGGACCUAGCAGCCACUUACGACAAGAUAGUGAGGAAGAAACGUGGGGGCUGGUGCAUGGAGAACAACCACCUCUUAUCUUGGGCCCUGAAAACCCUAGGGUACAACGUCACCCUUUUGGGAGCAAAAGUAUACAUCCCGGAGCACGAUGCAUAUGCUGAUGACAUUGAUCAUCUGUUGCUAAAAGUGGUGCUUCAUGACAAAUCCUACAUUGUGGAUGGCGGUUUUGGGAUGGCCUACCAGCUAUGGCAGCCGAUGGAGCUGAUUUCAGGGAAAGAUCAGCCUCAGACGCCCGGCAUCUUCCGCUUCGUAGAAGAGAAUGGGACCUGGUACCUUGAGAAGGUGAAAAGGAAGCAGUACGUUCCCAACCACAGCGACUCCGCUCCUCAUAACGUAGACAAAGAAGUUUGCCGUCGAGUUUAUCUCUUCACCCUCCAGCCACGAGACAUAGAAGAGUUCAGAGCCAGAAAUCUACACCUGCAGACUGCACCAGACUCACUUUUUGUUACUAAGUCCAUUUGCAGCCUGCAGACCCCCGAUGGGGUCCGGGCACUCGUUGGAUGGAAGCUUACUGAGAUAAAGUACAAUUAUAAGGAUAACAUGGAUCUGGUGGAGAUCAGAAUCCUUGCAGAUGAAGAAAUGGAGAAAACAUUGAAGGAGAAAUUCAAUAUAACAUUAGAUAAGAAAUUUGUACCCAUCAAUACAAGCAGGCUGUCUCUGUUUUAACUCACUGCCUGAAUUAUAAUUCAAUAAGGUGACAUUACGUGCAAUUCUCCCCUCUCUUCCUGACAAGAAUCUAAAAGUUAAUCUUUCUCCUUCCAUUUACCCCAGUUUAAGGCAGAACAGAUUAGCAUGAAUCUGGAAAAGAAAUUGAUUUUCACAACUGCUCCUGCAUCUCUUCUUGGUUUGGGUACAAAUAAUUUCUUCCUCGCUCAAUCAAAUCACUCCCCUUCUGUUUGUGCUUAGCUGGCAGCAGAUGCUGCCCAUUCCCUGCUCCAUUCAUCUCUUAAAAGCUUUUCCCACUAACCUGCAGCAGGGCAGGGAGAUGGAACAGUCCGUCCCUUUCCUUAUUACACACACUGCCACGUGGGGAAUAUCACACCCACAUCUUAAAUUAAUGCCAUACUAUUUUUCUGGCUCUUACAUUUCAGAAAAGAGAGACAUCCAGUGCCAUUUGCUACAAUAAGCCAUAAGGCUGUCCUCUGGGCUCCUGCCCCCCUAGCACCUUCUUUCAGAUUCCCGUACCCUCAGCAACAUAACCAAAGCUUUCAAACUGAAAGCAUCUCCUGUGGAUUUUGUUUGUGAGCACUCCAGGAGAGGACUGCUGGGAAUGCACCCUCCUCACACAAGACUGUCACUUCUGUGGCAAAUGUUACUGGCUUGUCAGUCAGUUUUUGCAAAACGUAUGUAUUUGACUGUUUGUAGUGAUACUAAUUAUAUUGAUACAAGGAGAAAUGAUGACUCUUAGCCUGUAGGUAUCUGAUUAAGAUUUUUAUCGUAAGAAAUUACACAAAUGUAAUCACUUUGCCCUUUGAGAUGAUGCUUGAUGUUCCUUUAUGUACAAAUCACAGAAGCAUUACAACUAUGCACUUACAAUUAAGUAAAUAAUGUAAGCGAAUUGCAAUUAAAUAAAAAGACAAGAACUGUGAAGUA
This is a messenger RNA of Gallus gallus (chicken), 2425 nucleotides long. It is a transcript of the gene PNAT3, whose product is annotated as N-acetyltransferase, pineal gland isozyme NAT-3. Bases 557 to 1498 code for a protein of 313 amino acids. NCBI's taxonomy places the organism in Eukaryota, Metazoa, Chordata, Aves, Galliformes, Phasianidae. Gene Ontology annotation, molecular function: acetyltransferase activity. The record is from RefSeq and is a predicted model, not a curated record. The transcript has 3 exons.